This is a messenger RNA of Chroicocephalus ridibundus (black-headed gull), 749 nucleotides long. It is a transcript of the gene TMEM167B, whose product is annotated as transmembrane protein 167B. NCBI's taxonomy places the organism in Eukaryota, Metazoa, Chordata, Aves, Charadriiformes, Laridae. The transcript is spliced from 3 exons. Bases 151 to 375 code for a protein of 74 amino acids. The record is from RefSeq and is a predicted model, not a curated record.
UGGCCGCGCCUGGCGCCCUCGGCGCGCGACUGGCGGCGCCUGGCGGCUUCCGGUGUCGCGUUGGCGGCGGCGGCCCCGCGCCUGCGCAGCGGCGGCGGCCCCGGGGAGUGCGCGGGGUGGGGGGGCCCCGCCGCCGCCGCUGCCGCCGCCAUGACCAACGUGUACUCGCUGGACGGGCUGCUGGUGUUCGGGCUGCUGCUGGUCUGCACCUGCGCCUACCUGCGGAAGGUGCCGCGGCUGCGCGCCUGGCUGCUCUGCGAGAAACGCGGCGUCUGGGGGCUCUUCUACAAGGCUGCUGUCAUCGGCACCCGCCUGCACGUGGCAGUGGCCGUGUCCUGCGUCCUUAUGGCUUUCUACGUCCUGGUGGUGAAGUGACUCCGCGGGGACCCGGCGCCGAGACCAGAGACCCCGGUCGAACCCUGCCACCCCGCCGUGGCCUGGUCCCCCGCGUCACCCCCCCUGCGUCCCCAGGCCGUGGGUGCCACCCAGCCGCUGGUGAGCUGUGGGGAGGGGAGCUCCGGGGGUCACCCGUGUCCCCCCUCCCGCGGCGAGAGGGACGAGCCGGCCAUGCCCCGUGAGCGCCGGACACUGUGCCCCACCAUGGGGCUGACGGGGAUGGGCAGGGCCCCUCCUCAGCAGCGGGAUGUCCCCCCCUCAGCGGGGGUCUGACCCCCUGGAGCUGGGGGGUCUGUCACCCCCCGGGUGUAACUGUUGGACCACGAUGUGUAAAUAAAGUGGGGUUUCCCCUG